This is a messenger RNA of Zasmidium cellare ATCC 36951, 1227 nucleotides long. RefSeq lists its product as uncharacterized. Gene Ontology annotation, molecular function: peroxidase activity. The record is from RefSeq and is a predicted model, not a curated record. The transcript has 5 exons. Bases 1 to 1227 code for a protein of 408 amino acids. NCBI's taxonomy places the organism in Eukaryota, Fungi, Ascomycota, Dothideomycetes, Mycosphaerellales, Mycosphaerellaceae.
AUGGACGAGCUCGUCGCUCCUCUCGCCAGAGACGCAGCCUUCCAAGAGUACAAGCGGGCCAAGCUCGAAGGUCGCCAGGCCACUCCACCCCAAGGCGCCCGCGCCCUCCCGGCCUCUCCACCGCCUUUCAAUGCCGCAGCUCAGUACGUGAGCAACCAAGGCACCCACAAGUUCGUCGCGCCCGGUCCGGGGGACGAGCGGGGAGAGUGCCCCGGCUUGAACGCUCUCGCCAACCAUGGAUACCUGCCUCACAAUGGCCGUGCUACGAUCCAGCAGUUCAUCGACGGCACCAACGCUGGCUUCGGUAUGGCAAAGGAUCUUGGUGGUUUCCUCGCCGUCUUCGGUGCUAUCAUUGACGGUGAUGGUACCAGCUGGUCGAUCGGUGGUGUGCCACACACUGGUAUCCUGGGUUCGCACAACAACUACGAGACGGACAGCUCGCCGAUCAAGUCGGAUUUGAACCAGUACGGUUCGAAUACGAAGUUCAUCAUGAGCCAGUUCUACAACUUGUAUAACCGCCAACCUAAUGCUGCCACCGCCAACUACAACCUCGAGGUGCUUCGAGACUUCCGUGAUUCCCGUUUCAAGGAGUCUGUUGCCAAGAACCCUUACUUCGCCUACCUGCCCUUCGGUGGUAUUGAGGUCUCCCAAGCCGCCUUCACCUUCAUCUACCGCUUCAUGAGCAACAAAUCUAGCGAGUAUCCAGAGGGCAUCCUCGACAAAGAAGUCCUGAAGAGCUUCAUGUCCGUCACCGGCCCCGAGAACAACCUAAAACACACCCCAGGCUACGAAAAGAUCCCCGACAACUGGUACGAACGCAACCCCGCCGACGAAUACUCCAUCCCCUACUUCGAAGCCGACAUCCUCUACGUCGCCGAGCGCGCCCCCGAAAUCCUCACCAUCGGCUGCAACAAAGGAAAAGUCAACACCUACUCGCCCAUCGACCCGGCCACUCUCACCGGCGGCGCCUACACGGCCCAGCAAGUCGCGAAGAACCCGCUGUGUUUCGGCGCGGAGUUCGUCCUCGCGGAGUUGCCGCUGCUCACGGGGUUGACCAUCCCUGCGGGACAACUUUCUACGUUGACAGGUCAGCUGAGCAAGACUUUGACGGGGAUGGGAUGUCAGAGUAUUGGGAGUGUUAAUCAGAGUGCGUUGACGGCUUGUCCAGAGAUCUCGUUUUAUGGGGGGCCGACGGGGCCGAUUGCGCCAGGGGCUAUUCAGUCGUAG